UGCUGACUUUAAUGGCUCCAUUGAAGGACACACGCAGAGCAGAGCAAGGAGUGUUAGGGGUGUACAGUAGGAUGUUUUCGAGGGGAAGUGAGGACGUCCUCAACAGCUUCCCGUGGCUGAUGUAACCCCCCCGAGGACCCUCGUGGAGGACAUUUCUGUGUGGAGUGCCGGACGGGUGGUUGAGAAAGAAAGUGGCAUAAUUGUUGGCUCCAUCGAUUUUCCCCACAAGAAGGGUCCAGUGGCAUCCUGCCCUGCCCUGCAGAUGGUGCUCAGUCUGGCCAUGGACUCCAGAGAGGAUGGGGACAGCUGGAUGGAGGAACAGUGGGAGAAAUGGUUAACCCAUGACAUCAGUCUGAAUGAAUACGAGGAUGACGACCUUUCAGAAAUGACAGAAAUCAUGGAUGAGAAUGGAAUCACUCUCAGCCAGCUCGACCUCGACCCUAGUGAUCACAUGACUCAGCCGACCAAUGGCACGCCGAGGAGCGGCCGGAGGAGGGGGGUGCUGGAGCUGCAGACCGAGAUGCUCCACUUGGACCUGAUUGAUGCAGAGGGAGGAAUCUUGGAAGAAGAGGAGGAAGAGGAGAACAAGAGGCGGCCGGUUGAUCCCGUCGAUGACAACCACAAGGAAGUGCAGGGUGCAGGGCCGCCUGUCACUCAGCCUCAGCUAAAGGAUUUCAUCCCUGCCGUCGCCAUGGAUACAUACCGGCCCAAGAGACCCACCACCCUGAAUCUUUUCCCCCAAGUGCCAAGGACUCAGGACACAAUAAAUAACAAUUCCUUUGGGGAGAAAGAGCGGAGGAAAGAUAAGAAAAGCCAUUCUUCAUCACCACACAUUAAGGGAGAUUCCGCUGUCAAACCUGAGCAGGUUAGCCUGACCGAUGCGGACAAAGUUCAGGCCAGGGCUGGCACAAAACCACGGGGACCUGCCUCCUCCAUGAACAAAGCCUCAGCCUUUCACACCAAGAAGCAAGAUAAGCUGUCUGAACCUUUGAAAAAGUCCAAUGUGGUAGCACCCCUUACGCAGACAGUCAUGAAGGGAAAAUCCACGGAAGUGACACUGAUAGAGGGUGUCCUUGACAUCCCAAUCAUUUGCAAGGAAAAAGCCCGGUAUCACACCGUCAAUGGCUAUCGGGAACAAGUGCAUUAUCCUGUGGAGAAUGAAGGUAUGUGUGACCAAUUGGUCGACAAAAACAAGGACUAUCUCAUUUCAGAAGGAAAUGCAACAGAGGAGAUCCACCUCACACCAGUCAACGGUGAACAAGAGCGACCAUUUCUGUCCCAGAGCAGUGACAGCAACCGCAUGUCCAUUAGUUCGGACACAGAGCUUCCUCCCCUUCACUACUACCCAUCAGCGGGUUGUCCGAACCCCUCUAUUAGUGAGGAGGAUGAGGUGUACGCACCCACACCCCCAUGCCGGACUGUCAGCCUCAGCAAUGCGGGGGACUCUUGUCAGUGGGCUGAAUCUCGUAAGCUUAAAUUGGUGAAGGAGGACACAGGGAACUUAAAGACAGUGGCGGUCAGCACAGAUGCUUCGGGACUGACUUAUGACUCUGUUAAGUACACCCUGGUGGUGGAUGAGCAUGCUAAGCUCGAGCUAGUGAGUAUCAAGGACUGCUACAAAGGUUACGAAAGUGACAGUGACAAUACCGUCUAUGAGUCUGCCAUCGAUGAGGAUGAGGAGGAUCAGGAAGUGGACGAAGAGGAGGAAGAGUCGGGAGCGAGAAGCAUGAGGAGAGACACUUCCUGUUUGUCUGCGGAUUCCACCACAGACACCACCUCAGACAUACCCCGCUCCCGCAAGUUCAUGAAUGUCUUUGUGAAUGGACGGUCACGUUUAUCUGCUGCUGAGUUUGGAUUCUUCUCCUGUGUUAUUAACGGAGAGGAAAGAGAACAGAGCCACAGAGCAGUGUUCAGGUUUAUUCCUCGCCAUGAAGAUGAGUUGGAAUUAGAGGCAGAUGACCCCUUACUAGUUGAUAUGCAGGCCGAGGAUCUAUGGUGCGAGGCCUACAACAUGCGCACUGGAUCCAGAGGCAUCUUCCCUGCAUUUUAUGCCGUCAAAGUGACAAAGGAUGAACUUGUUAAAGAGGUAAAAAGUGACUGGAUGGACAAAUUCUGGGUAAAAUUCCUUGGUUCUGUUCAAGUUCCGUAUCACAAAGGGAAUGAUGUGCUUUGUGCCGCCAUGCACAAGAUAGCAUCAAACAGACGAACAACAAUGCAGUUUAACCCCCCCUCGCCUUGCAUUCUGGAAAUCAACACACAAGGAGUGAAAAUCAUCGUUCAGGAUGACUGUCGGACUUCUGGAAGGGGUGAGAAGUGCUUUCACUUUUUUCAGCUAAAAAACAUCUCCUUCUGUGGGUGCCAUCCGAAGAACAAGAAGUAUUUUGGAGUAAUAACGAAACAUCCAGCAUAUGACAGAUUCGCCUGUCAUGUGUUCUUUUCAGAUGAUACAACCACAAAACUGGCUGAAUCUGUUGGGAAAGCAUUUCAGCAGUUCUACAAAGAACAUAUGGAAUAUUCCUGUCCAACAGAAGACAUCUUCCUCGAAUGACCUUCAGUCUGCUUGUAUUUUUUCAUUAUCACUUAAUAUAUGAGGCGUCGCAUGAUGGUGGUUUUGAGUCACUUUGUACGUAUUGAUGAUGUUUAUUUUAGACAAAUGUUAAAAUCGAAACAGAUAUCAGCUACAGCGCAACUACUUUCACAUACUGGUGUAAAGCCUUAAGAUGUUUAAUAACAGAAAAAAAGUUUGAUGUGACUUGUAUAAAUCAUUUGUGCAAAGUCUGGUUUUGAAUUCAUUCGAAGCACAAUGUCUGACGCAUUAAUGAUGAAUGAAACAUCACAAAAAGAUCUUAAAACAACUGUAUGUUUAAAAAAAAAUUACCUUGAAAUAUAAAUUUCUAAAUCAUUCUGAUUGCUUACAUAAUCUAUCUGAGCCAAAUGGCUUGUUUUUUUCCCGCGCUCCUUCACAAAUGCCUGGGAAUGUGUAAGAUUGGUGGGCGGAUACGAAAUACUGCGAAAAGGGCGGUACUGUUUUACGGCAGCAACAAAUACACAUUUACUGUUUAAUGUAAUUACGACACCGAAGUUCACUCUUUUAACUGAAGGGAGCUUCAAAGUCGCAAAACAUAGCUACAAUACAGUCUAUGAAAAAUACACAUACAGUUGCUUUAAAGCUAAACUGUAUCCAAAAUCAAAGAUUAUCUGAAACCAAAGCUAUUUUGGGCCAUGUCCUUCUUCACUCAGAAUGGAUGUGAACCGUGUAAUUGAAUUCAGCCCAGUCUGUCCAUCUGGUGUCCCACUAUGCGAAACCCCAGGUUGAAGACCACUUUAAAGCGUUUCUCACAUUGUUUUGAAAGGGUGGUUAGCACCGCUUCGAACCCAAGGUUAUGAACCCGUGAUCCAGAGCAUUGCUGUGCCACAAUUUCAAGUGUUGUGUGUUAAAUAGGGUAAUUGCUGCCGUUUUUCUUCAGUCAGUUGAGCACUUCACAGUCUCACAAAUCCAUACUAUGACGUCCAUGCUCCAUCUGUGAAUGCUUUUUCUUUUUGUUUGUUGUAUUUAAUGUUUAUGUGUGCUUAUAUUUCCAUAUGUUGCUCUGUUAAACAGAGCGUAGUCUGGGCUUAUUCACAUUCUUGCUAUCCAUGAUGUAUGUAGCUGUGAAAACCAAAUAAUUUUAUUUUCUUUUUACAUAUUAUAUAUAUAUAUAUAUGUAUAUCUUGUUUAGAAUUCUAUUGAAAUUGAAAGAUCUUAAAAUAUAUUAUUCUGACAACUGAAACAUAUAAGGAGAGAAUGCAACACUACUGUCAGAAAUGGUGCUGAGAAAUACAGCUGUUUGGUAAUAAAAAAAAAUGUGGUACUCCCCCCCCCCCCCCCCCCCCCAGAUACAAAAUGAAAGGUUUUAAAGUCUUGGCCUAAAAUGGACCCAUCUUAACCAGUCGUUUCAAAAUGGCACAUCCACACAGCAUGCGCUUACCUUAUAUGCAAUAUUUACUAAAUGAGCAAAGUUUUCAAUGAACUGAUCAUCAGGCCAAAUGGUUUGUGAAGAAGUUUUGGUUGGUACGGCCAUUUUGAAAGGUGGAAUUCAGUUAUUAGGAUCAUAUGUGUCUGCAAAAUAUAUCUGCGAUCCGAUCCUGCAAAAUCACAAGUUGUGCCUACUUCAUUUCUCACUGUAAAUUUUUUUUUAUGAUCAUAACUGUUCUGUGGAACCCAUAAAGUUAAAUCCUAUUUGUAAA
Carassius carassius (crucian carp) is the source of this 4227-nucleotide messenger RNA. RefSeq names its product C-Jun-amino-terminal kinase-interacting protein 1-like. Gene Ontology annotation, molecular function: protein binding. Gene Ontology annotation, biological process: regulation of JNK cascade. NCBI's taxonomy places the organism in Eukaryota, Metazoa, Chordata, Actinopteri, Cypriniformes, Cyprinidae. Gene Ontology annotation, cellular component: cytoplasm. The record is from RefSeq and is a predicted model, not a curated record. The transcript has 12 exons. The coding region runs from base 263 to 2548 and encodes 761 amino acids.